AUGGAGGAGCUUCCCGUUUCCAACCAGUGCAUGACAACCUACACAAUAGAAACCAAAAACCUCUCAUACACUCACCAAAACCCACGUCACCACCAAUUUACCCGCCUAUUCUCCUCCAAGACAUCAUCAUCAUCAUCACCACCCAAGUACAUCAUCAAGAACGUCACCAUCUCAGCCCUGCCCGGCCAGCUCACGGCCAUCGCCGGGCCCAGCGGCGCCGGCAAAACCACUCUCCUCGAGCUCCUCGCCGGCAAAAUCCCCCCCGGAAAAUUCUACGGUCAGAUCCUCGUCAACGGCAGCCCAAUCAACCCUUCCACCUUCCGCCGCCUGUCCGGCCACGUCAGCCAAGACGACACCCUCUUCCCCCACCUCACCGUUGAGGAGACCUUCACCUACUCCGCCCUCUUCCGUCUUCCCCGCCGCCGGGCCCACCACCGGGCCCACCACGUCAUCCUCGACCUCGGCCUCGACCACGUGGCCCGCUCGAGAAUAAUCGAUCUCUCCGGCGGCGAGAGGCGCCGGGCCUCGAUUGGCGUUGAGCUCGUCCACGACCCUCGAGUUUUGUUCGUCGACGAGCCGACUUCCGGCCUCGACUCCUCCUCGGCCCUCCACGUCGUCUCCCUUCUCCGGUCGGCCGCCGUGGCGGCCGGCCGGACCGUCGUCCUCACCGUCCACCAACCGAGCUCUCGAAUCCUUGACCUCCUCGACAAUCUAAUCCUCGUCUCGAACGGGCUCGUCGUUCAUCACGGCCCGCUCGACCUUCUCGAGUCCCGUCUCCGCCUCGUCAUCCCCCCGCGCCACGUCAACAUCCUCGAGUUCGCCAUCGAAAUCGAAAUCGAAACCAAAACUCUAUCAUCGUCUCACCAACGAACGACGACGACAAUCGAGCGUCGUGGGCCCGUACUCGCUAUGUGCCCCACGACGAAGACUUUCUACGCAAACUCGCGGCUCGACGAGAUGCUAGUGCUCGGAGACCGGUUCCGGAAGAACAUAUUCCGGACGAGGGAGCUCUUCGCGGCGCGGGCAGUUCAGGCGGCCGUCGUGGGGUGCGCGCUAGGGACCGUGUACAUGAACGCGCGGGAAAAAAACUCGGAGACAACGCGGCUCGGGUUCUUCGCGUUCACGCUGAGCUACCUGCUGACGUCAUCGACCGAGGCGCUACCGAUAUUCCUACGGGAGAGGAAGGUGCUCGAGCGGGAGGUCUCGUCCGGGGCUUAUCGAGUCUCGUCCUACGUGGCGGCCAACGCGCUCGUGUUCGCGCCUUUUCUUUUGCUAGUCGGGUUGCUUUACAGCGCGCCCGUUUAUUGGCUGGUGGGGCUCAGACGGGAGGUGGACGGGUUCCUCUACUUUGCGGUGGUCGUGUGGGCGGUGGUGAUGGCGUCGAACUCGUUCACGGCGUGCUUUAGCGUGCUUGUACCGGAUUUCAUCGUGGGGUCGAGCGUGAUAGCCGGGCUGAUGGGCUCGUUUUUCUUGUUCUCGGGAUAUUUCGUGGCGAGGGAGGAUAUGCCGAGGUACUGGGUUUUGAUGCACUAUUUGAGCCUCUUCAGGUACCCGUUCGAGAGCAUGUUGAUGAAUGAAUAUGGCGGGAAGAGGUGCGUGGAGUAUGUGGGGGAGGAGUGUGUGUUGUAUGGGGAAGAGUAUUUGAGGGAGAAGGGUUUCAGGGAGUGGGAGAAAUGGAGUCAUUUGGGUGUGAUGUUUGGUUUUGCGGUUGGGUAUAGGGUCAUUUGUUUUCUCAUUUUGUGGUGGAGAGGGUGUGGGGCGAGGAAAUGA
Messenger RNA from Striga asiatica, 1770 nucleotides. The record is from the annotation of a GenBank genome assembly. NCBI's taxonomy places the organism in Eukaryota, Viridiplantae, Streptophyta, Magnoliopsida, Lamiales, Orobanchaceae.